Molecule: messenger RNA, 818 nt
Organism: Cylicostephanus goldi
Lineage: Eukaryota; Metazoa; Nematoda; Chromadorea; Rhabditida; Strongylidae
Source: the annotation of a GenBank genome assembly
AUGGACGUCGGCCUGAACAUCAUCGUACUGAUCGUGCUCUAUUCAACGCUGGCAGUGACUGGUCUGCUCGGCAACAUCUGGGUGCUGAUCACGGUCUCGUCGCAGUUGCUGGGCUGCUGCGGAUCAUCAGGACAUCGCGGGCGCAUCGUCAAGCCGAACACGCAGAGCUCGGCCUACAUCUAUCUGUUGCUCCUGUCCGUGGUCGACCUAAUAUCGCUGAUCCCGGUGCCGAUGCUGGUCGCCGAUCUGCAGGAGAACGAAUUCAUUUUCGGGAUUGCUCUCUGUAAACUGCUCUGGUUCAGCGAGGGCACCAACAAGACCCUGUCGCCAAUGAUCCUCACAGCUCUAUCGAUAGACCGAUACAUAGCCGUUUGUAAACCCGCUCUGAUCUGGAUGCGACAAACGAAGUUCGCUCUUUUUGUGGUCUCUAUCUGCAUCAUGGCUUCCUUGCUUUUCAUCGCUCCAAUAACAGCACAUGCGAAAAUCGCCGAUAUGCCGGAUUCCAAAGGCAUGGAAUACAGAAAAUGUACUCUGGGCGAGAACCUCUGGUUCGAUCUCGUUCACACGCUCACCUGCUAUGUCGCUCCACUUCUACUCAUAUUCUCUGUCUAUAUUGUGAUCUUGGUCAAGCUAUUUCGGCACACGAGAUUCUCGACCGUCGGGAGAAAAACUAGCAUCUCGCUGUCUAGAGUGGUCAAGUGCUCUGUGCUAGUCGUCGCUUUUUACUUUAUUUGUUGGACUCCGUAUUGGACGAUGCGUAUUCAGGCUUUAGCAAAUGGUGAGCGAUUUUGUUUACAUUUUUUGGGUUGGUUUUGAAG